This is a messenger RNA of Tupaia belangeri chinensis (Chinese tree shrew), 1837 nucleotides long. RefSeq names its product lamin tail domain containing 1 (gene LMNTD1). Bases 246 to 1517 code for a protein of 423 amino acids. The transcript has 10 exons. The record is from RefSeq and is a predicted model, not a curated record. Gene Ontology annotation, cellular component: cytoplasm; nuclear envelope. NCBI's taxonomy places the organism in Eukaryota, Metazoa, Chordata, Mammalia, Scandentia, Tupaiidae.
AAGGUGGUAGUCAUAAAGGUCACUCCACUGGGUUACUGCCUUGUCUCUUGAGUUGCUUCCAGAGGAUGCUACACACCUUCGCCUUAUAACCUUAGCCAACAUCAGUAUUGGCUAUGUUGAUACUUGCACAUUCACUUGAGAAAUCUGGUUCGGGGAUCAGCUUGGUAAAGAAAUCAUUAAAUCUGGCAGGUGCUUGAAGAAAGUGGGAUUAACAGGAAAGAAAAGAGACUUUACUUCUUGCCAGGAUGAAAGACACACAUGACAUCCAGGAAGCCCCAGAGACCCUGCAGAGUGAAGUCAAUAAGCAGGACAAUAAAAUGAAGAAACAAGAACUUUUUGUACACAGAAAAGAAGAGAAAUAUGAAAAUCUCCCAGUGUCACAGGGAUCUUCAGUACAUUUUUAUCCCAAAGCAAAAAUUUCAGAUGUCACAGCACUGUCAUUAUCUCUUGACAUACCUCUUGGUUUCCAUAUCGUGACUCCUCAGUCCAGUGGAAUAACUAUGUCAACAAUGGGACCAUUGACUUCUAAGUCUACGAUGAAAACCUAUUCCCUAGAAGAAGUCAGCUCAGAACUCAGCUUUAUUCCAGAGAAACUGCCUGAGAUACCUAUGAUUGGGGAAGGAGAAGAUUAUUUCCUUUCUUUGUUUGGGGAUGCAAAGAAACUUAUUCCACACUCAGACUACAUUGAGAAAACUUAUAAACACUUUUCUACAAUUCUUGAAGAAGUUGGCCAAUCUACGUCCAGUUCUCUUGGAGACAUUCGCAUAGCCGAAGUGAAGGAUAUGUUUAUAAAGCUCAUUAAUUCUUCCAUGGACAAGGAACUGGAGAUCGGGGAUCAUGUUCUCCAGCAAAAUGUGAAUGGACAAACGAUUUCUUCAUACCGAUUUCUUCCAAAUAUCAUAAUGCAGGCCAGUUCCACAGUAACAGUGUGGGCAGCAGAAUCUGAAGCAAAGCAUCAUCCACCAACAGAUUUUCUUUGGAAGGAACAAAACAGGUUUAGAACAACUCCAGACUGUACGAUGAUCCUGUGCAAACCUAAUGGUGAGGCCAUUGCCUGGUACACGCCUAUCCACUGGAAGCAAGCGUGGGAGAAAUUGGAGACCGACAUUGAAUUUGAGAGAUGUUCAGUAGUAUCUCCAACAUUCCGAAGGCACGUAUUUCACUGGACAGCUUCUACGACUACGCUAACUAAAGAAAAACAGCCUCAACCUAAGAAAGAAACCUCAAAAGGUCAGGUGGAAGAAGCUCGAGCUUUCCUUGAGAGAAAAAGGGAGAUCCCACCAACUCUUCUCCCCAACUGCAGCCCUUGGUGCCACAGUCCCUCUUACCCUGCACAUCCCUACUGUCCUCUGAUCGAACCUCAUACUGUGUGUGCUGCUGGAAGCAGCCUGGGUAGACUGCCCAGGUCUCAGUCUGCAAGGCUUAGCUCAGCCCCAGGGACCAAGAAAAAGAAGACAAAGUUACAAAGCAAUAAAAUGUUAACUCAGCCUUUAAAGGUCAAUAAAAGCCAAGUCUAAAGAGCACAAGGAUGCAGCCAGCUUCCAUCACUCAGGAGAAGAAUCCAGCAGCAAAAUGGAACAUGGUUUUACUUAGGAAAGAUAAUUCCUUGAGACUUUACUGUAACCAUUUCUUAAAUGAGAUAGAAUAGUGAACAAGUUAAAGUAUUUGUUUUCUAAGCAGUUAAGAAGAAAAACAUUGGUCAAAGCAAAGCUAGUGUAGUCUUUAUUUUGCUCACAUGAAGUGGCCCAUGUCUUUUCCCAGUCCCACUGCUCCAUUCACAACUUCUGCUUUUUUUUUUCUUUUUUCUUUUUAAGGUUUUCACCAUAGGGCACAUGCA